GCUGAACCUUGAACGAGACUUGGGAAUCAAAGUAUCGUCUGCUAGCAUAUGCAGGCAAGCUAUUUUGAAAUUCUACCAUUUCGGCCAUUGGUGGGUUUAUUAUUGCGAGCAAGUAAACAAAUGAAGUAGAGGAGAAAUGGCGCCUUCCCGCCGAUCUGUUGCAGCUAACAAAUCUCGUGCUACUCCAAAGCGUAAUAAAGUCAAUGAAUCAAGUAAAGAUGAAUCCGGGAAUGUUUCUUCGUCUGCGGAAGAGAAACCUUUUUUGUUACUGGAAGAUGUCACGUGUAAAAUUUGUUUAAAUUUGAUGGUAAAACCAGUCAGUUUGCCAUGCCAACACAAUUUGUGCUAUUCAUGCUAUCUAAGUUGUGUUGAAAAAUCAAAUCUGGCAUGUCCCAUGUGCAGGAAACGGAUUAGUGUAUGGUGUCGUCAAGCUGCCAAAACCAAUACUAUUGUAAACGAAACUAUGUGGGAACAAAUUCAGGUUCAAUUUCCUGAACUUAUUGAGGCACAUAAUGUUGAAGGCAAAGAUGACAAGGAUAUUGAGGAUUUUUUCCCCACUGUUCCCAUGCAUCAGUUUGCAGAGCCUGGUGAACUAUUGAAAGAGUUUGAGAAGGAACAGGAGAGGCAAACAAAAGAAGAAGAAGAAAGAAGGAAAGAAGAAGAGAAAGCCUCAGCCGAUCUCAUAGCACAGCUUGCCAUAGAGCAGGCUGAACGUGCUAAGGCAAAUGAGGAACUGGAGAGAAUAAGAUUAGCAGAUGAGGCCUUAGCCCUUGAACUUUCUGGAAGGGAAGAUAAUAUUCGCAAGUUACGGCGAUCAACUAUUAUACAGACACCCCCGUCAUCAAGAAAGCGACCAAGAAAAACUAGUUCCGAUGCCAAGUCCACUCCAGCAGCCAAAAAAAUCAACAAGUUUUUUUCUAGUCGCUCUAAUGAAAAUGACGAGCCAUCACGAUCUCCAUCUGCGUUUGUGCCUGUAACUGAACAUUUCCAAAAAAAGGAUGUUUCGAUGAGUGAACCUCGGAGUUCUUCUUGCACUAGCUUGGAGAGCAUAGACCAAGAAGUGAGCAAAAGAUUACAUUUUCGCCCGAUAAAUGCCGCUCCACUCACUCCGCCAAAAAAUUCACCUGGCAACAGCGAAAUUGUCAAGCCUCAAGUGGUUACUGCAGCCAAGAACUUGAACCAACUUUAUGGUCUGGCCACUCUGGCGGAGGAAAAAGCUCUAGAUUUACCCGAAGAUGUUAAUCAUAAUAGCACGUCUGAUGAUUCAGUCAAAGACGGUGGAGUGUUGGCUCAAGAACUCCUGGAAAUGGAACGCGAGUGGCUUCGAAAGAAGAAGGAACAAGAGGAAGCCGACAAUGAAUUAGCACGGAAGCUACAACAAGAACUGGACGAAGAAGCCAAUCCUGGAAGAGCCUUAGUCAACCGCAGCAAAGGCAGUAGAGACGAAUACCAACUACGCACGAAGAAAUUAAAGAAUCAACCCACAAUAGAAGAUUCUUUCCAGCGGCCUUCAUUUCGUAAGUCCAAUCCGCUUCCUUGAAUGACUUCCUCACUAAAUUUCUUUGGAAUUGAGCACGAGUUUUGAUCUUUCACAUGAAGCAACGUACAAAAAAAUCAAUUAUUAUGAUUAAAAAUUGUGAUUUCAAUACAUAGAAGACAAUUAAUUUCUUA
Daphnia pulicaria is the source of this 1671-nucleotide messenger RNA. RefSeq names its product E3 ubiquitin-protein ligase rnf168-like. The record is from RefSeq and is a predicted model, not a curated record. Gene Ontology annotation, molecular function: nucleosome binding; ubiquitin-protein transferase activity. Gene Ontology annotation, cellular component: site of double-strand break; nucleus. Gene Ontology annotation, biological process: double-strand break repair. NCBI's taxonomy places the organism in Eukaryota, Metazoa, Arthropoda, Branchiopoda, Diplostraca, Daphniidae. The transcript has 8 exons. The coding region runs from base 137 to 1540 and encodes 467 amino acids.